Messenger RNA from Amaranthus tricolor (Joseph's coat), 3256 nucleotides. RefSeq names its product probable CoA ligase CCL12. Bases 798 to 2972 code for a protein of 724 amino acids. The transcript is spliced from 15 exons. NCBI's taxonomy places the organism in Eukaryota, Viridiplantae, Streptophyta, Magnoliopsida, Caryophyllales, Amaranthaceae. The record is from RefSeq and is a predicted model, not a curated record.
CAAAGAUUCAGUCCUAAGUGCAAAGAACAAGAGGUUUGGAGACCGUGAGCUUGCAUAGAAGAGAAAAGGAAAGGUUAGAAAGCUGCUUCAGGUGGCUCGACCUGCCUCGACCCCGGGUCGAGCGAAGCUAUUAGUUGCUUUUUCACGUGAAUCUGCUCACUGCUGCCCUCAUCAAUUGCUGUCCCACUUUGUUCACCCUUUGUCUAUAUAUUGUUGUAGCACUUUAGUGUAUUGGCUAGAGCCAAACUAAGAGCUUGAGCUAUUUAUCCAUAUCGUACUCUCUUAAUUUUCCUUCGGCAUCGUAACAAGCUUUCAAGCUCCUAUAUUCUUUAAACACAUAAUACUACACUAGUCUAGGAUGGUGGAUGUAUCCUUAUUAAUGUAAACCACCUUAAAUCUUGGUGUUAUGUUUAUAUUGCUUUUAUUACUUAAAUCACCUUAAUACUUAAAUAUAAUCACAAUUCAUUAGUGCACCUUCAAGUUAUAGUCAUUAACCUUUCUGCCACCUUUAGGUCCACGCUUCCGCAUUCAUUAGCCUACUUUAACAAUUUGAAUAUAACAUUUUAAUUUAUGAAACUAACAACUACUUAAACCGAUAUUCUAAUUGAACACGUCAUUAAAUUAAAGGACAAAAAAUGGUAGGUAGCAUAUAAGGUAGUAGAAGGUUAAUCACGAUUCACGUGGGGGCAAGGUAGUCUCAUUUGAAAUUUGCUCACCCCAGCUACAUAACUACUCGUACUCCCUGAAAGGAAUGCGUAUGACAAAAUCCCCAAAUAGUAGAGAGUAGAGAGUUAGAAAUGGGUAUGAAAAUGGAGGAGCUUGUUGCAGCAGGGAUGAGUAUGGAGGAAGCUCAUAUUCUUCUUAAGGUUGUUGACGAUGUAGCUUCUAGAUACAAUGGUAGACCAGAAGGUGCGUCUGAGGUUUGGCGAGAAAUUGUGGCAAGGAAGUUGUUGCGACCUGAUCAUCCUCACGCGCUUCAUCAAUUGGUGUAUUACACUCUUUACUCUCAUUGGGAUUCUUCACUCCUUGGCCCUCCCCUUUACUGGUUCCCUUCUCUAUAUGAGUCACGUUUUACAAACGUGGGUCGUUUAAUGGAAGCUCAUGGCCCCAGGCUUUUGGGGAAGUUGUACAAGGAUCCAAUUACUAGCUUUUCCACCUUUCAGAAAUUUUCUGUUGAGAAUCCCGAGAUUUUCUGGUCAUUGGUACUCAAGGAACUUUCAAUUUGGUUUCAUAAAGCACCAAGGUGCAUUCUUGAUGAAACGGACAACCCGAAACAUGGUGGAAGAUGGUUUCCUGGUGCAGUUCUUAAUAUAGCUGAGUGUUGUUUGCUACCUACAAGUCAUCCGAGGAAAAUGGAUAACAGUUUGGCCAUUGUAUGGAAAGAGGAAGGAGUUGAUGAUUUACCUAUCCAUCAAAUGACUCUGAAAGAAUUACGAGAACAAGUAAUGUUGGUUGCCAAUUCUUUGGAUGCUACUUUUGCUAAGGGGGAUAUAAUUGCAAUUGAUAUGCAAAUGACUGUCGAUGCCGUGAUCAUAUACCUGGCAGUUAUUCUGUCUGGUCGUACUGUUGUAACAAUAGCUGAUAGCUUUUCCGCAAAGGAAAUCGCAGCUCGCUUGCGCAUUUCAAUGGCAAAGGGAAUCUUUACUCAGGAUUAUGUCUUAAGAGGAGGUCAAAAACUUCCUUUAUAUAGUCGAGUUCUGGAAGCUGCUCCGUCCUUUGCUAUUGUGGUUCCAGCUACUGGAGAGUCUUUAGAUGUGUCAUUAAGGAAACAAGACAUGUCAUGGAAAGAUUUUCUGGCACGAGGAAGCCAAUGUACUAGGCCUCAUGACUACUCUCCAGUAUAUCAGUCAAGGGAAUCUAUAGUCCACAUUCUGUUCUCAUCUGGGACUACUGGGGAUCCAAAGGCAGUCCCUUGGACUCAACUGUCUCCAAUUCAAACAACAGCUGAUCUAUGGGCACAUUUUGAUGCGCGAGUUGGAGAUGUUGUGUGUUGGCCAACAAGUUUAGGAUGGAUGGUGGGUCCUGUAUUGGUCUUUGGAUGCUUCCUGAGUGGUGCAACUCUCGCUCUUUAUCACGGAUCACCUCUUGGGAGAGGUUUUGGGAAAUUUGUUCAGGAUGCAGGGGUGUCUAUAUUGGGAACUAUACCAAGUCUUGUGAAGACUUGGAAAAAUACACAUUGCAUGGAUGGCCUAAAUUGGACAAACGUGAGAGUAUUUGCUUCGUCUGGAGAAGCGUCCAAUGUGGACGACGACCUUUGGCUUUCAUCAAGGGCGUAUUAUAAACCAGUCCUAGAAUGUUGCGGAGGUACAGAGCUGGCUGGAAGCUAUGUUCAAGGUAGUCUUAUGCAACCACAAGCCUUCGGGGCAUUCAGUACUCCAACAUUGGCCGUAGGAUUUGUGAUCCUUGAUGAUUGUGGCAAUCCUUUUCCAGAAGAGGAGGCAUGUGUAGGUGAAGUAGCUUUGUUCCCUCGGCUUCCAGGAGCAACUGACAGAUUAUUGAAUGCUGAUCAUGAAGAGAUUUAUUUCAAGGGAAUGCCACUAUACAAAGGAAUGCGUCUCAGGAGACAUGGAGAUAUUGUUAAGAGAACCGCUGGAGGUUUUUUCCUGGUACAGGGCAGGGCUGACGAUACUAUGAAUCUUGGAGGUAUCAAGACGAGUUCUGUUGAAAUCGAGAGGGUAUGCAACAAGGUUGAUGACAGUGUCCUGGAGAUAGCUGCGGUUGGUGUCGCUCCCCCACAAGGUGGUCCUGAAAUGCUUGUUGUAUUUGUGAUUCUUAAAAAGGGAGUCAAUACCGAUCCAGAAAAGCUGAGGACACAAUUCUCCAAAGCCAUACAACAAAGCCUGAACCCUUUGUUUAAGGUGAGUCUAGUAAUAAUUCUUCCCGAUUUCCCUCGAACUGUCACAAACAAACUACUGAGGCGUGUAUUGAGAGAUCAGUUAACUCGAGAGUUAUCUGUACGAAGUAAGAUUUAGCAACAACGCCGAGCUUUCUUGGCAAGUUGGAUAUUGGUGAUUUAUCAAGCACUCAAAUGAUGCAGUAGCAAUGCAGCAGCAGAAUAAUGUUCACAUAUUGUAGCAUGUAUAAUAAUAAUAAGAAUAAUAAAACUAUUGUUUGCUAAUAAAUCUUUUUAUUCUAUUAGUGUCAUGAAUGACCAGCAAGUACUUGUGAACUGGCUGGAAUGCUAUCUUGUAAAAACAUUUAAUUUAUAUGCAACUUACAGCAACAAAUAAUUAUUGGAUGAAGUAUAUUUUCUCUU